Myotis myotis is the source of this 428-nucleotide messenger RNA. It is a transcript of the gene PLA2G5, whose product is annotated as phospholipase A2 group V. The transcript is spliced from 4 exons. Gene Ontology annotation, molecular function: calcium ion binding; phospholipid binding. Gene Ontology annotation, biological process: lipid catabolic process; negative regulation of T cell proliferation; phospholipid metabolic process. Bases 1 to 417 code for a protein of 138 amino acids. NCBI's taxonomy places the organism in Eukaryota, Metazoa, Chordata, Mammalia, Chiroptera, Vespertilionidae. The record is from RefSeq and is a predicted model, not a curated record.
AUGAAGGGGAUCCUCACACUGGCUUGGUUCCUGGCUUGCAGUGUGCCCGCUGUGUCAGGCGGCCUGCUAGAACUGAAGUCCAUGAUUGAGAAGGUGACGGGGAAGAACGCCCUGAUGAACUAUGGCUUCUACGGCUGUUACUGUGGCUGGGGCGGUCGAGGGACCCCCAAGGAUGUUACUGAUUGGUGCUGUUGGAUACAUGACCACUGCUAUGGGCUGCUGGAGGAGAAAGGCUGCCACAUCCGGACACAGUCCUACCAAUACAGUGUCUCACGGGGCCUGGUCACCUGUGAGCGGGGGUCCCCCUGCCAGAUGAAGCUCUGCUCCUGCGACCGGAAGCUCGCCUACUGCCUGAGGAGAAACCUGAAGAGCUACAACCCUGGCUACCAAUACUUCCCCAACUUCCUCUGCACCUAGCGGCCCGCGGA